This is a messenger RNA of Lodderomyces orthopsilosis Co 90-125, 1113 nucleotides long. RefSeq lists its product as uncharacterized. The record is from RefSeq and is a predicted model, not a curated record. Bases 1 to 1113 code for a protein of 370 amino acids. Gene Ontology annotation, biological process: proteolysis. Lineage: Eukaryota; Fungi; Ascomycota; Pichiomycetes; Serinales; Debaryomycetaceae. Gene Ontology annotation, molecular function: aspartic-type endopeptidase activity. The transcript has a single exon.
AUGUUAUCCUUACUCAAAACUACAGUAUUGGUUACUUUAUUGGCUGCUAUCACCAAUGGUACCCCCAUUGAAAAGAGACACAACAAGUUUAUUGUUCAUGAGCUUGAACGUGAUGGAUUCAAUCUGCUCGACAAGAGAACUCCGUCAGAACUGCAAUGGUUUGCUGACACUGGGGCUAGGUGGUACACCAAAUUGAAAUUAGGCUCCUCUCAAGAACCAGUAAGAGUUACUGUUGAUACAGGUAGUGUUCGCUUGAAUGUGCCAGUUCCUGGUGCAACUUGUCAGAAAAAGACAUGUGCAGCUGACGCUGUUUUCCAUCCAGAAAAUUCGUCUACAUUCAAGAACUCCACCAAGGAAUCAGAUCUGGCUUAUGGUGAUGGUUCCGCUGUCACAAAAAGUUUCAAAGCCAAUGAUGACCUAUACUUUGAUGAUGGUAGAAAAAUCCCUGACUUUGAAUUUGAUGUCAGUUAUAUCAGUUCAGGCGAUAUUGGUGUCUUUGGCGUUGGAGAGUCACAGGAUGUGCAAUCAAAUUAUGUCUUUGCAUCCAAGAAUGCUGGAUUGAUCAAUCGUGCUGGUUACUCGGUGUAUUUAGGACAAGAGAAUCAAGGUACUUUACUCUUAGGAGGUAUUGAUAAAGCCAAAUACGAAGGAGAAUUGGCGCUUUUCGAUGCCGAACAAAACAUCAAUGCUACAUCAAUAACCACUGCUAGUGGUAAAGUAUUCCCAUUCGAGAAACUUGUCGGCUUUGAUACCGGAAAUGCUUGGGUUUCAUUGGAAAAAUAUAUGGUUGAAGGAAUCCGUGCUGAGUUGCAUCAAGACCAGUUUGGACUUUUUGAUUGCAAAAGAGUUUUGGAUACAACGGAUAAGUUUACUUUUGAUCUUGGUCCAAUCAAUAUCACUGUACCAUACUCAAACUUCUUUUACAGAAUACCGGGUGACGAAAGCAGGUGUGGUAGUCAUAUAUACGACGAUUCUAAUUCUGGAGGGCUUCCAGGAAUUGGACUUCCUUUCCUUAGAGAAGUUUAUUUUGUCAAGGACUUGGAAACCAAACAUAUCGGAAUUGCUCCUGUGAAGCACACCACUGACACUGACAUUGUCGACUUUUGGUUUUGA